CGUCAUCGACGUCACGUUGGUGUCGUCGGCUUCCAGCAUGGCGCCUGUGUCACGGCUAGAGAUCAACUUCUGUAGACUGUUGGAGCGGUGCGAAGCUCUUGCUGAUGACCGAAAUCCCACAAAUUGGAGAUUCAAAAAGUAUGUUCAAAGCCUUGAAGAUAUGUUACUAGAUCUGAGGAACAUAAACACAUGUCAGCCAAGCAAGGACACAUUGGUGCAUUACACGAGCAAAGUGGACUUUCUGAAACGCCUUAUUGCUGUGGAUACACAACCACACAAUAGUCCAGAAAAGGCCCUCAGCCAUGAGCAGCUCACCCUAAAGCCUGUCCCUGAUGACAAGGCCAAAGAGAUACUGCUCAAACGGCAGACCAAGGCAAUUCGUGAUGUCCGUGAGGAGCUGCUGGAGUCCCGAUCAUCUGCCAAGACAACUGCAGGUGACAACAAGGGAUUGCGACAGCGAGUUCCGGGCCAGGGAGCUGGUGAAGAUUUUGAUGCCGUUCUGCGCUACCACAACUCCAUGCAGGAGAAAAUUGCUGAGGAGAUGGUCUCCUUGGCACAGAACCUGAAGCAGAAUGCAGUGCUUGCUGGACACAUUGUGAAAAAGGACACAGAGGCUGUUCAAAAGAGCGUCCAAUCUGCGGACCAAAACUACGAGCGGCUACAAAAUGAACAGCGACGGCUUGAGGAGCACAUACGUCGCUCGUGUAACUGUUGGAUCUGGCUUAUGCUUGCGAUCGUGUUUUUUGUCUUCCUCAACAUGGUUGUCUUCAUGCGCAUUUUUCCAAAGCGAUGA
Messenger RNA from Dermacentor silvarum, 793 nucleotides. RefSeq names its product vesicle transport protein USE1-like. The record is from RefSeq and is a predicted model, not a curated record. Gene Ontology annotation, molecular function: SNAP receptor activity. Gene Ontology annotation, cellular component: SNARE complex; endoplasmic reticulum. The transcript has 6 exons. Bases 38 to 793 code for a protein of 251 amino acids. Lineage: Eukaryota; Metazoa; Arthropoda; Arachnida; Ixodida; Ixodidae. Gene Ontology annotation, biological process: retrograde vesicle-mediated transport, Golgi to endoplasmic reticulum.